Pantherophis guttatus is the source of this 2591-nucleotide messenger RNA. Its product is annotated as zinc finger protein RFP-like. Gene Ontology annotation, molecular function: zinc ion binding. The record is from RefSeq and is a predicted model, not a curated record. Lineage: Eukaryota; Metazoa; Chordata; Lepidosauria; Squamata; Colubridae.
AAAACUGCCCGGGCUCUUGCAGAAACAGAGACCUCCCGCUCAACUUUGCUUAUUGUGGACAGCAUGGCUACUGGGAGCAUUGGGAAGAAGCUGCAGUCAGAAAUAACUUGCUUUGUGUGUUUGGAGUACUUCGUGCAACCGGUGACUCUUGAAUGUGGGCACAACUUCUGCCAUGCCUGCAUUGUGAAGCACUGGGGGCAGAUUUCCAACCAGACCAUUUGCCCUCAGUGCAGAGUAUCAGUUCCUCGGUUGAAAUUUAAGCCAAAUGGGCAGCUGGCUAACGUCGUCCAGUUGAUCAGGCAACUGAGUGAUCAGGCAAAGCAGAUGACAAGGACAAGCAAAACCUGUCAGGGACACGAACCGGCAAUAUUGUCUUUCUGCAAAGACGAUCUUGUCCCCUUUUGCAUACAUUGCGAUGGAUCCCAGGAGCACCAAACUCAUGAUGUCAUCUCUGUGGCACAAGCUGCUGAAGAGUACAAGGAUCAAUUUUUAAGAUGUAUCGAGAGUCUGCGGAAGGAGAAAGAAGUGGUUAUGGAGCAUCUCUCAGAUACAGACAAAAAAAGUCAAGGCUUGUUUCAACUAGUAGAAGCAGAGAAAAAGAAAGUGAUGGAUGGGUUUAAUCAUCUGCGUCAACGUGUAUUGGAACAAAACACCUUUUGGCUUGCUAAGGUUGAAGAGGUAAAGACGGAGAUCACGCUGGAAACAAAUGAUCAGAUGGCUAUAAUCUCCAAGGAACUGUUUGUUCUUGAUUACAUCAUCCAGGACAUGGUUGAGAAGUGUGAUCAGCCAGUGUUGGAAUUCCUAGAGAAUGUCGGAAGCGUCUUGGAACGGUAUAAGAAGAAGAAGAAAUUUGAGAAUCCAGGGGUCUUUCCACCAAAGAUUAAACAUGAAAUCUGGGGAUUGCAGGACUUCAGUGCUUUUCUGCCUGGUGCUGUGAAGCAAUUUGAGAAAACUCUGGAAUCUGGAUAUCAGAUGAAGAAACAAAAUGAAAAUACUACUUUGGAGCCAGACCCAACUCAGGAGAAACGCUUGAGGCUAGGGGAGUCCAUCUUUUUAAAACAAAUCUGGUCAAUGAUGGAUGACAACCCCAUGGAAAAAUGUGUCUCGGAAGCAAACUGCUCCAUUUGCGGGCAAUAUUUUAAGGACCCUCUAGUUCUUGACUGCGGACAUAUUUUCUGCCGAGAUUGCAUUAUGAAGUGCUGGAAAGAAUCUUCAUCAGAACUUGCCUGUCCUCAGUGUAAGCAUAUAAUUCUUCAGGAGAACUUCAGCCAAAAUCAGCAACUGGAUAAUGUCAGAUUAUUCAAGCAAUUAAGAGAUCAGGCAGAAGGAGACACCAAAUAUUGUCAGCAACAUCAAGAGCAUUUGGACCUGUUCUGUAAGAAUGACCAGGUCUUUGUCUGUUCAGUGUGCUGUGGAUCUGAGGAGCACCAGGCUCACACUGUCAUCCCUAUUGAAACAGCUGCUCUGGAGUUCAAGGAUUUAUUUUGCAGUUGCCUGAAUAUUUUGAAGGAGGAAAGAGAUGAGAUUUUGCAAGUUCAGUCAUACAUGGAGUACGAAUGCCAAAAUCUAAUCGAGCAAAUAGGAAGAAACAGAGAAACCAUGAAAGCUGAUUUUGAGGAGCUGCACCAGUUCCUUAAAGAACAAGAGAAGUUUCUGCUGACCAGGAUGGAGGAGUUGGAAGAUAACAUUGCGCGGAAAAGAGAGAAGCAUAUUGACCAGGUCUCCAAAGAGCUCCGCUCCCUGGAGGCUGUCAUCUGGGAUUUGCAGGAGAAAUGCCAGCAACCAAUAAAUGAACUCCUACAGGAUGCUGGAAGCACCUUGAAGCAGCUCAGGAGACGAGCUUUGCUCACCUCUGGUGUUCUGCUCAUGCUUGUUUUUCUAUUUUUCCCCUUUGUAGCUCAAGUGACUUUGGAUCCAGACACAGCUCACCCCAAACUCAUUAUAUCUGAGAAUCGGAAAAGCUUGAUCCUGGGAAACUGGCCUAGACUUCAUCCCCAUUGCUCUAAAAGAUUUGAUCAAUGUCUUUUCGUGCUGGGAUGUGAGAAAUUCAACACCGGCAGGUGCUACUGGGAAGUCACUGUAGACAAUGAGGAUGGCUGGGGCCUGGGAGUUGCCAAGGCCUCUGUGAAGCGCAAAGGGGUCAUCUCCCUAGAUCCCGCAGAAGGUAUCUGGGCAAUGGCGAAGUGGGGAGACCACUGUACAGUUCUCCUCCCUCCUCAUUUCCCUGCCCUACCCAUAAGGUGGGAUCUCCAGAGGAUCCGAGUAUCUCUGAAUUAUAUUGGAGGUCGGCUGUCCUUUUUUGAUGCAGAUAGAGGGGUUCUGUUAGCUGUUUUCUUAGGGGCUUCCUUUUCUGGAGAACCCCUUCACCCUUUCUUUUGGCUUCAGAGAAAAGCUCAACUCGUCCUCUGUUGUUAAGAUGGUUCGAUCUUGCUCGUAGGCCAUACUCUUCUCAACACCAUCACCUCCAUAAUUCUUAAUCCAGUUCUCGGUUUCCUUCUACCUCAUUUCCAUAUCAUCCUAAUCUUCCAGCUACUGAGGAUUGAAAAGGCCCAAUUUCUGUGUUUAUGAGGGCCUGAUUAGUAAAGCAGCCA